AUGCUGAAGAAGAACAACUUUAGCAAGAAGACCCGCAAGGGCGCCGUCCUGAAGGUGUCCCGCGAGCACUACCUCCGCGAUGACAUUCAUUGUCGGCUGCAUGGCUGCACCAAAUGCCAACAGACCGAACCCUGUCUAGAGCCCGGCACCGUGCUCGUUCCCGACACCAAUGCCGUUCUACAUCAGCUCGACGUGUUGGAGCAUCCAUCCGUCAAAAACGUGGUCUUGACCACCACCGUUUUGGAUGAGGUCAAGCAUCGCAGCCUGGCGGCCUAUCAACGUAUCCGUGGCAUUAGUUCAGACGCUGCCAAGAGGUUCUAUGUCUUUUCUAACGAACACAGCAAGGAUACACACGUCACAGCAGAGGAAGGAGAGAGUCCCAAUGACCGAAACGAUCGCGCAAUUCGCCGAGCCGCUGCCCAUUACAAAGAGCAUGCUGAGACUUGCCCCGAGGAGUUUGCCGUCAUUCUGCUCACCAACGAUGCCGAGAAUUUGCGUCGGGCCCGAAAUGAGGGGUUGGCAGCCUACAGCGUGCACGAAUGGGCCAAGCGGUUUGGCCCUAGCCCGGAUUUGGUGGACCUGCUUGCAACCAUUUCCGACGCUGUCGAAACGGCCAUUUGCAAAGAAGAUGAAACGACCGUGUUUGAGGCCCACCUCUCACCUGCUGAAGUCCAAGGCGGACUCAAGGCUGGAAAACUUGUGCAGGGCACCCUGCGCAUCUCCAGAGAAAACACCCAGGAGGCCUUUGUCAAACCUCGCGACGAUCCAGAGCAUCCCGUCUUUGUCCCUGGCAACUUGAUGAACCGUGCUGUUGACGGUGAUUUGGUUGCGUUGCAGAUCUUGCCCGAGAGUCAAUGGCAAACUCCAAGCGGUAUCAUCGAGCGCCCCGAAGGUACUCACCUUGUUAUGGACGGUACUCAGGACGCCGAAGGAGAGCUGGAGGACAUGCAAGAGCGUACUCAGCGCACUGGUCAAGUUGUUGGCAUUGUGCGACGGCGCUGGCGGCCCUAUUGUGGUAUCUUGGCCGCCAAUUCCAACACCGCUUCGCCAAACCUGUUCUUGUUCACGGCCAAGGAAGCCACCCUACCACCUAUUCGCUUUCGCUCCCAGCAACCUGACAAACUCGUGGGCCAACAAAUUGUGCUCGCUGUGGAUGGCUGGCCGACCAACAGCAAAUACCCGAUUGGUCACCUCGUCCGCGUGUUGGGGCCCAUUGGUGAUGUCAACACGGAAACCGAGGUUGUUUUGCUCGAACACGCUGUACCCUUUGAACCGUUUUCGAAAGCGGUGCUGGAUUGUUUGCCAGACGCAACUUGGCUGGCCGCAGAGCAAGACCUGUCCCGGCGCGAGGAUUUGCGGCAUUUGGAAGUCUGCAGCAUUGAUCCCCCAGGUUGCACGGACAUUGAUGACGCUCUUCAUUUACGUGACUUGCCCAACGGCCACUUUGAGGUGGGUGUACACAUUGCUGACGUGAGCCAUUUCAUCAAACCGAACACCGCCUUGGAUCAGGAAGCGGCCAAGCGUGGCACGACCGUGUAUUUGUCCAACCGCCGCAUUGACAUGGUGCCAGGGCUGUUGAGCUCGAACCUGUGCUCGCUUCGCGGUGGCGAGGAGCGAUUUGCCUUUUCUUGCAUCUGGGAAAUGACGGAUCAGGCUGACAUCAUUUCAACUCGCUUUUGCAAGUCCAUCAUUCGAUCUCGCGCUGCGCUCGAGUAUUCUGAAGCACAAGCACGCAUCGAUGAUGAGACCGACCAAACCACGUUGACCGACUCAAUCCGCCGCCUCAAUGCUUUGGCUAAGAUUGUGAAGCGGCGGCGCAUUGAAGCUGGUGCCCUCAUGCUGGCAUCGCCCGAAGUGCGCUUCCGCAUUGACACAGAAACUCACGACCCCGUGGAUGUGCAAAUGAAGCAACUUCAUGACACCAACUCGCUUGUGGAGGAGUUUAUGCUAUUAGCCAACGUCUCAUCAGCUCGAGAAAUACACAAACAGUUUCCCACAUGUGCCGUCCUGCGUCGCCACCCAGCGCCCCCUCCGUCCAACUUUGAGCCUUUGUUGAAAGCGGCCGAGGCUGCAGGUGUCACCCUGAGCACGACCUCAUCAAAAGAGCUGGCGGUGUCGUUGGAUAUGGCCCAACCCGAAGGCCAGCCUUAUAUGAAUACUCUUCUUCGCAUUUUGGCCACUCGAUGCAUGCUCCCUGCUCAAUAUUUCUGCUCAGGCACUGUGCCACAGACUGAGUUUGGCCACUACGGUUUGGCAAGCCCAAUCUAUACCCAUUUCACCUCGCCCAUCCGUCGUUACGCGGAUCUCUUGGUACACCGGCUUUUAGCAGCCUGUAUUGGCGCUGAUCCUACCUAUCCUGAUCUGCUCAACAAGGACAAAAUCGCCAGCAUUUGCGAUAACCUGAAUUUUCGCAACCGACAAGCCCAGUAUGCGGCACGGUCUUCAUUGGAACUGCACACAUGCCUCUUCUUCAAGAAACGAACCACGCACGAAGAGGCGUACAUCAUUCGGGUGCGAAAAAAUGCGAUUGCUGUGCUGGUGCCAGCAUAUGGCUUGGAAGGCCGCGUCUACUUUGAUGCAGCGGACGGCCAGGCGCCCGAGCUGAGUUAUGAUGAAAACAAGAUGGCGCUCACUGUCACCAAAGACGACCAACACAUUAACUUGCGUGUCUUUGACAAGGUCAAGGUCCAAGUUCAAGUGGAUAGCUCGGAUCCUCAGCGAGAACAAAUGCUUGUGCGUUUGGUUGAGCCGUCGCUGCCCGGCGUUACGGUGCAAUCGACAAACACUGAUGCAGCGGCCUCACCCAAAAAGUCAAAAAAGCCCGCUAAAAUGUUGCAGAACAAGAGCAGCAAAUAA
This is a messenger RNA of Monosiga brevicollis MX1, 2856 nucleotides long. RefSeq lists its product as uncharacterized. Gene Ontology annotation, biological process: rRNA catabolic process. Gene Ontology annotation, cellular component: nuclear exosome (RNase complex); cytoplasmic exosome (RNase complex). Bases 1 to 2856 code for a protein of 951 amino acids. Gene Ontology annotation, molecular function: RNA binding; 3'-5'-RNA exonuclease activity; endonuclease activity. The record is from RefSeq and is a predicted model, not a curated record. The transcript is spliced from 22 exons. NCBI's taxonomy places the organism in Eukaryota, Choanoflagellata, Craspedida, Salpingoecidae.